Molecule: messenger RNA, 2246 nt
Organism: Camelina sativa (false flax)
Lineage: Eukaryota; Viridiplantae; Streptophyta; Magnoliopsida; Brassicales; Brassicaceae
Source: RefSeq, a predicted model, not a curated record
AGGGUCCAAGCUUGAGCGGCCGAAAAAAACGAGAAAGCUCGCUCCUUUAUAACAAGAACCCAAACAAACACACUCUCCUCCAUUUGAAUUCAAAAUCCCUUUCUCUUCCUCAAAAGCUUUCUGCAAAUCUCUCAUCACCUCACUCUCUCCCCAACCCUAAAAAUCAUUUCUUUCUCCAAAAUCUUUCCUCUCUGGGUUCCUUUCCCCCCAAAUCCCCCUAUUAUUAUUUUAUGUGUACCCGUUUCGUUUUCGUUCGUGUGUGGACUCUAUCUGCGUAAUUUAAGAACUGGGUUCUUGUUUUUUGGGGAAAAAGAGAGAUCUUUCUGGUUUGGAAAUGGAGGAACAGAGAGUGGUUUCUUCUGCGGUUGCAUCGAAUUCUGGGAUUUCGGGAGAGAAGCGUAACGGAAAUGGAUUAGAAGAGAAAGAUGAAUUAGGGUCUAAACGUGUCAAAGUGCCAGAUCUGGAUUCUGAUGCUAAAAAAAUCAGUACUUUGCAGUCUGAUGGAAAAAUCGGAACUAGUGUUCAGCUACCAAAAAUUCUUACUAGUGGAAAAGUUUCAGGAGUAUCUGAAAUGCAUGUGGCUCCUCAUGCUGAAGGUUUAGGAAGAGUACUAGUUAGAGAAAAGGAUGUUUUGGUUAAAGAUGUAAGACCUCCCGCUGUUGUUGAGACGAGAACAUGCUUGCCUAAGGCUGCUAACUCAGUUUCUAAAGUUGAUGGUAGAUGCGUUGCUAGUACUGGGAAACAAGCUUUGCUUAAGAAUAAUCAUACUGUGAAGGAUGAGAGUAAAUGUGAGUCAAGAGGAGCUCAAGUUGAUGUUUCAAAGAAUAGCUCCGUCUUGAAACCUAAGGAGACUUCUGAAUCCGUACGAGGAGCAGCUGAGCCGCCGCCGCUUUCAAAUCCUGUUGGCGAUAAAGUAGGUCCUUUUCAGAUGUGUAGUAGUGCGGCCGGUUCAUUGGGUGAGUCAGAUUCGAUGCGGCGAUGGAGGGAAAUGAAGCGGAAUGGUUUUCUCUCUGGCCCUUUGGGUGGAGUAGCAGCACCAAGUUCUACAGUAGCGAGUGCGCCUGUUGAAGUACCUGCGCAAAAGCAACCAAAGAAUAAGAGGAGAGGUGGUGAUUCUCUCAAGAAGAGAAACGAGGUUCCUAGGAAAGAACAACAGCUGGUAGAUAGACAACAGCUGGUAGAUAGGUUCGCAAAUGUUACCGCACCAAGUGGAUUGCUGACAGAACUGAACCCGGGAAUCAUUAACCAUGUCAGGACUAAGAAACAGGUCUGCUCAGUUAUUGAAGCUUUGAUUCGGAAUGCUAAUGAGAAUGCAACCGUGGGGAAAAGACAUGCCAAUUUGAAUGUAAGAGAGUCAAUCAGAGAAGAUAGGGCAUUAGCCUUUAAGUUACCAUCUACCGGGAUGUCUGAUAGCACCAAUUCCAUUUCAAACCCACAACAAGCCACGUCUCUUGCUAUUGAAGCUGCUACCGUGGCUUCUCAAUGGUUGGAGUUUCUUCACCAAGACCUCAGUGGACGUCUUUCAGCUGUGCAGGAGAGUAGGAACAGAGUUCAAAAUAUUUUGACUACCGAGUUACCGCUUCUCGUUUCAUCAAGAGAAUCCUCUUCUAACCAAGAAGAUACUCGUCAGAGGCCGAAUACGAAUACCUCUGGUGAUGCUUCAUCUGAUACAGUAACAGAGACGCAUAAGAUAAGGUGGUCUGCAAAAUUUGAUCAGAUUAACAAAGCUCUUUAUGAUGAAGAAAGAGAUUUGGAACGUUCGCUAAACCAAGUGAAAGAAAUGCAGUCAAGAUGCAACGAGGGUCUACGGCAAAUGGACGAGUACUCGCCUUUUAGUUCCCAAUCAUCAGAUUCAAGUUUUGGGAAAGACGGGAGUCAGGAUACUAGUAUGGCGGUUCAGGCGGCUGCAGCUUCCAUUUUUUCAACCUGCAGUUUUCUUCUGUCAAUGGUGAAGCCGUCGCCUACCAGUUCUUAAUUUUUGUUUGUUUUUGGUUUACCGGCUCUUCGACUAGUCCCACCAACUAUAUAUUGUCAUUUGUGUUAGUACCUUUAAUAGGUAUUAAUAUCAUCUUUAGUGUAAAUAAUAGGCGAUUGAUGGUUUCGUCAUUCGUAUAUGUAACAUUAGUAGCGACCUUUUUUAAUAUCAAUCCUACAGUUUGGCAUUUGCUUCAAUACACAUAUCUGUUAGAGGGCAAAGUUUUCUUGUAUGAAACUCUGGACUUAAUAAUACAAGGAAUUGUUGUCUC